Triticum turgidum subsp. durum (durum wheat) is the source of this 726-nucleotide messenger RNA. The record is from the annotation of a GenBank genome assembly. NCBI's taxonomy places the organism in Eukaryota, Viridiplantae, Streptophyta, Magnoliopsida, Poales, Poaceae.
AUGGCCGCCGCUUCCGCGCCGCUGCUGCUGGCUCUGGCGCUCGCCUUCGCCGCCUCCCUGGCCGCCGCGGGGGACACCAACCGCGUCUACGACCCCUGCACCGACACCAAGAUCCAGCGCGGGGACGGCUUCACCUUCGGCCUCGCCUUCGCCGCCAGCGGCGCCUUCUACUCCGGCUCCACCCAGCUCUCCCCCUGCGACCGCCGCCUCACCCAGCUCUCCCAGCUCUCCCUCUUCCGCCCCAAGGUCGACGAGAUCUCCCUCCUCACCGUCAACACCACCACCGGCUUCAGCCCCGUAAGCGCCUCAGCUGGUGGGUACAUGGUAGCAUUUGCUGGUAGGAAGUAUGCAGCCAGAUCUCAACCAGUCUUUGUCUCCAAUUCCUCAGUUACAGUGUCCAGCUUCACCCUGGUUCUUGAAUUCAACAAAGGCAAGCUUCAGAACCUGCACUGGAAAAAGGAUGGGUGCGGUGCCUGCACAGGGAAGCCAAACUUCAUCUGCCUGGGCAAGCAAACCUGCGCCAUCAGAACAAACAUAUGCAAGAGCAAUAACCAGGGAUCCAUGGACUGCAGCAUCGGCAUCCAGCUGGCCUUCUCGGGCACGGACAAGCACGAGUCGGUCCUCAACUCGUGGUACGAGGUGUCGAACCUGCAGCAGUACUCGCUCUACGGGCUGUACUCAAACGUGAAGGGGUCCCUGAGCGGCCAGUUCAACAAGUUCUUCUAG